AUGAAUAGCCUCCAAGGCGCCAAGCACACCACGGGAAGGAAACGCAAGGGCGGCAGGCCCAAGAAAAAGAAGCACAAGCGCAAGGCGCAACCACCAGGCGAGGCACCUGCAAUUGAGGGCAUCCUGCAACGGUGGCCGCAAGUCGGCCCAUCGGCUAAGGCUAAGGCCGCCGCCGCCGCGAAGGCGGUCAUGAAGAAGCCAGCGAAGCAGACGGCGAAGAAACCCGCAGGCGCGGCAGAGGCAGCGGCGGCGGCACCGCCAGAUGCAGCGAUCGCCGUCCACGAUGGCAACCAGGACGAGGAGGACGAGGAAGAAGCGCAGGACGAGGAGGGCGCAGAGGAGGAGGGCGAGGAGGAGGACGCGCCCGAGGAGCACGAGGAAGGGCCCGAGGAGGAGGAAGCGCCCGAGGAGGCUGACGCGGCAGGUGCAGCGCCCCCUGGCUACGGCCCGCUGAGCCACUACCCGUGGCCCCCGUCGGACGAGUACGGCACGCUCGCGCACUGCGAGGACACGUCGGGCCAGUCGAUGAGUGUGAGAAUCGUCCGCAGGAAGAGCGAGUCCAUCAGCACGAUCAAGUACAAGAACGAGUUCACGCAGUGGAAGUGGCAGCAGAUGCUUCAAGUGCCAGAUAGUUCGGUUCAGGAGUGGCAGAUCAAGCAGCUAGCACUGGACGACGUGGUGACGACGACAAUGGCCUCCGAGACGAUCAUCAAGCACAUCUUCAAUCGGAUUGUCGCGACCCGCGCCGCUGACAAGCACGCGGCCAUGCACAUCAAAAAGGAGGCGUACAUCGAGCUGGGCAUCAGCGAGCAGGUGCAGCAGGUGCACCUGGGCUCGCAGGUGAUGGCCCCCAAGGGCAAAGCAAAGAUGACCCCCGCCCAGAAGAAGCAACGGGCGAAAGAGCGCCGCGACAACCCUGACAUCAGGGCACACGAGAACGAGAUGCAGAGGCUGAGGACCCAGAUGAAGGCCAGCAAGGCCGCUGUGCGCAAAGAGUUCAAGGGCCUCUACGGGCCUGCGAGGAAGGAGUUCGUCAAGGUGUGGCGCGAGACAGGGAACUUCAACCACGCGCAGUGCAACAAGAUCGAGCGCACUGACAAAGAAACGAGAGACCAGUGGACUUCCGUGUGGAGGAACUUCGAUCAGCUCUUGACGGAUUUCGGUUGGGAGCCCAGCAUCGCGGACACCGACUACGGGAAAAGGGCGUAUGCGCGGGCCGAAGCCGUGCGCGACAACUGCAAGAAAAUGAAACGGACUCACGUGAAGGUGGACCCCCAGACUGGCGAUGAGAUCUAUCGGCGCCUGACCGAGACGAACGCGGACACCCAGGCCAAGCUCAAGAGGAUUGAGACGUCCAUCAGCAAGGACAAGGCCAUCCCUGCUGGUACCAAGACGCAGGUGGCCGCUGCCAAAGCCGAGCCCAUGUCGGAGACGGACCUCGAGGGCAGCGAGUACAGCUACUCCCCAUCGAGCGAGGAGGAGGACCCCGCUGGAACUGCGUCAACGCAGGCUGGCACCGCCUCCGCGUCGACGAGCGGGGUCGAUCCCGUGCUCUCGAAGGCCCUUGCCGAUUCGUUGCACAUCUGGACCUUGUUCGAUGGGCUCUGCGUCAAGGAGAACACCUGGUUGAAGCCGUGGGAGGCGAAGAUCCAGGAGACUAAAGCGAACCUCGUUGCGAUCAAAGAGAACAUCACGAAGACUAUUCAGGGGAAGUGUGACAAGAAGGAUACCGCGAAGGCCGAGCAGGUGAAUCGGGAGAUCCAGCAGGCUACGCACCUGUGGAACAGCCUCGCCGAGGUGAAAGCCACCAUGGAGAAUGCCCUGGGGUCCAGCGGCCUCGCGUGAGGUUUCGUUCAGGGCGGCCAGCAGGGCCAUUGCUGCUGGAGGGUGGAGGUGAGCGAGAUUUCGAUGCCGCGCGGGCUUGGAGUCGAACCCAGGAUCUUGAUGCAG
Messenger RNA from Prorocentrum cordatum, 1950 nucleotides. The record is from the annotation of a GenBank genome assembly. Lineage: Eukaryota; Dinophyceae; Prorocentrales; Prorocentraceae.